Folsomia candida is the source of this 2122-nucleotide messenger RNA. Its product is annotated as venom carboxylesterase-6. The transcript has 17 exons. Lineage: Eukaryota; Metazoa; Arthropoda; Collembola; Entomobryomorpha; Isotomidae. The coding region runs from base 217 to 2016 and encodes 599 amino acids. The record is from RefSeq and is a predicted model, not a curated record.
AUACACAAAAAUUGUAUUAUAGAGUUCAAGCUUGACAUUCGUUCAUUGGAAUCCAUAAUUCUUUCAACUUUGAAGUGCAGUCAAUAUUGGGCACCUAUUUUAUCCAGUCAUACUCACGUCAGUUAAUUGACAACUCACAUAAAAUGAAAAAUUAGUGCAAUAAUUUUUAGACUUUUCAAACUGCGUUAGGUCAUUUUUUGUCAAAAAUUUAACGAAAUGUUGACAGGAAUGCAGAAAGUUUCAUUAGUGGCGUUGAUCGCCGGUGUCAUAAUGUCAUUUGCACUAACUGCAUCAGGGUAUUUUAGUCCACUCCCUUCAUCAAUUGUGCACACUAAAAACGGUCCGGUUCAAGGAUUUGUUGCAGUUUCCAGGGAUGGUCGAAACUACGCUGCCUACACUGGAAUCCCAUUCGCAGAACCACCAACAGCAGCAGAGCAGCUACGUUUUAAGCCUCCGGUCCCCAAAAAAUCCUGGAAUGAUGUUCUCAAAGCCAACCAAUUCGGUAAAGAUUGCUACCAAUUUGAUUCAAUGGUACGAGGAAAAUUUUCUGGAGAUGAAGACUGCCUUUAUUUAAAUGUGUACACGCCAAUAAUAAAUCAGAAGACAGAAAAACUGCUCCCUGUUUUAGUGUGGAUUCAUGGCGGAGGCUUUGUGAGCGGAGGAAGCGCAUUAUACAGUCCAAAAUAUUUCAUGGACCACAACGUCGUAGUGGUUUCUAUGAAUUACAGACUUGGGCCACUGGGAUUCCUUAACACAGGAGAAAGUAUUGUGAGUGGCAACAUGGGCUUGAAAGAUCAGCGAUUAGCCCUCCGCUGGGUUCAAGACAACAUAGCUGAAUUUGGAGGAAACCCAAAUAUGGUCUCACUUUUUGGAGAGUCGGCUGGUGCUGCAAGUGUUCACAGUCACAUAAUUUCUCGGUCGAGCAAGGAUUUAUUCAGCAGAGCUAUAAUUCAAUCAGGAUCAAUUGCAGCCCCUUGGUCGCUAAAUAACAAUCCGAUUCGUCAAGCAAAAGAGUACGGGAAGAAAGUCGGUUGUCCAAAUAGUGACAUGGAAGAAAUGGUUGCAUGUCUGCAACAACUGAGUCCAAGAGAGUUAACUCAGCCGAUGGUGGAUUUAAUGGAUAAAUCUCCAUUCACGCAUCAAGAUGACGUUUUCUCACCUUCCAUUGAACCUGAGACAGCUCAUGAGCCUAUUUUUACUGAGAACCCAAGAAUUUUAUUAGAACAAGGAAAAUUUAACAAGGUUCCAAUUAUAAUUGGAGUGACCAAUGGAGAAGGUGGAUUGAGGACAUCUCGCAUUGAAGCAAAUGGUGUGGAUUUGGAAACCAUUGACAAGAAAUGGACUGAUUACGCUCCUCUGCUGUUCAUCUAUGCUCCGGAACGGAAAGACGUUUCCAAUAAGAUACGCCAGCAUUACUUUUCAGAUCAACCUUUUGCUCACGAUUCAGGAGCAUUUCUCAAGAAUUUUACCAAAAUGAUGUCUGAUGGCUUGUUUUUUCAUUCUCUCCACAAAGCUGCCGCAUCUCACAGUCAACACGCACCUGUGCAUUUGUACUUUUAUGAAUACGAAUCCAGUCUUCCGGGUGUUUACAGUAUAUUAAAAUCAGUAAAAUCCGAUGAUUGGUUGUUGGCAGAAGUUAAAAUAGGAGUAUCAAUUCUCAAAGACUUUUUCAGAAAACUUUUCAACUAUCCUGGUCCUCAUGAAUAUGGUGCAUGUCAUGCUGACGACUUAGUACAGCUCUUUAAAAUGGACUGGAAAUUAGAAAUUGGGCAAAAAAGCGGAGAUUAUCAAUUUUCUAAGAACUUGGUCAAGACAUUUGUUGAUUUUGCAAGCAAUGUCGAGCCUUUAAAAUUCAAAGAUACAAGAUGGCCGGUGGUGGAAAAGGCUCAAACAGAUCCUCUAAUUUUAAUGAAACUUGACAAGGAUGGUGGCGUCAUACCAGAGCCAUUUUUCCAACAACUUGCAUUUUGGGAUUCCCUCAACAUUAGAAAUUGGAAAGAUAAAAUUGACUGGUAAUCAAGUGAUGGUCGUAGCUCGCUUAAAAUACCUCUGAAGUUCUGUGAUAUUAUUAUACCAAUAAUCAUUGUUUUAAGUAAAUAAAGAUCCAUAUAAAUGCCAAAUA